UUUUUAUAUUAUCCUUAUUAGGUGUUUUUGCCUUCUACUCUUCCAUUUUGAACAAGUCAUGCCCAAAAACUGAAGCUUUUCAUUCCUUGCACUGCUCACCAAACCAAACCAAACCGUUUUUUUCCUGGUUAAGUUUCUUAAUUAGGUUUAGGUGAUUGCAUUGCAGGAGAUCGAUCAGAGACAAACGAGUUGCAUGCACCGCUCCAUGACAUGGCGUGCACCUCUCUGUCGAUGAUCAACCCUCCGGUGACCAGAAGCUUCUUCCGCCGCUCAUUCUCCGACAGCAGUAUAUGCUGUUCUGUGAACCAUAUUAGGAAUUCAGCCCCUGCGCACAAGUUGAAGAAAAGCCGCUCCACCGCCGGGAACAUCUUUAGCCUAAAGUUUCCGAGCUCUUUCAUCCCCGGUGCUCUACGCUCAUUCUUGCUGGAUUUGGAAACGGUUAAUUAUAAGGAAAUACAAGUGGAGGAAAUGGUGUUGGAGAGUGAUGAUGAUACGACGGAGGGGGAGAGCGAUCCUGAGCAGAGGCGGAAGAGGUCCAAUUGGGUUGAGAGGCUUCUGGAACUCCGAACUGAUUGGAGUCAGAAACAGAAGAACGAUGAUGAUGAUGCAGAGAGCGAAGAGGACAAAGUUGAAGGUUGCGAUGAACAUGAAUGCGAAGUGAGGUAUGACGACGACGACGAGGAUGAAGGGGAGAUGAAGAGCACAUUUUCCAACAUGUUAAGACGUGUGUCCUCGUCAGAUAUUAUGAUCUUCUCUCGACUUGCCUUUUUGUGCAACAUGGCUUAUGUUAUCCCAGAAAUCAAGGCCAAAGAUCUGCGCAGAUACUAUGGUCUGGAUUUUGUGACAUCUUCAAUAAUGAUGUUUGAGCAGGAUUCCAUGGCCAUAGCCACAGCAGCUCAUCAUCAAUAUAAUAAGCCCCAAGAAAAGCGUAGUCUACUUCCCCGCCCAUCUGUUGCUUAUGAAAUUGCUGCUUCAGCUGCUUCUUAUGUCCAAUCUCGUGCUAAGGACCUUUUAUCUCAAGAUUCUUCACCACAGGGAGACUGGAGCAAAAGCUGCGAAGAAUGCGAAUUAGAAGAGAGCAGUACCUCCUCCUCCUCAGAGAUGGCUGCUGCAUAUGUGGUUGCUGCAUCAGCAGUGACUGCAGUGGUGGCUGCAGGUGAGAAGACAAAAGAGGAGGCAGCUAGGGAACUUCAAUCACCACAAUCCUCACCUUGUGACUGGUUUGUUUGCGAUGAUUCCACCACACGCACACGCUGUUUCAUAAUCCAGGGAUCAGACUCUCUUGCAUCUUGGCAGGCAAAUCUCUUUUUUGAACCCACCAAGUUUGAAGAUACAGAUGUGUUGGUUCAUAGAGGGAUUUAUGAAGCUGCAAAGGGAAUCUAUGAGCAAUUCUUGCCAACAAUAAAGCAGCAUUUGAGUGAACAUGGAGAUGAAGCUAAGUUUCAAUUCACUGGCCACUCUCUUGGAGGAAGUCUCUCACUUCUAGUCAACUUGAUGCUACUCACAAGAAAGGUUGUCAGCCCAACCUGCCUUCUACCAGUUGUUAUGUUCGGGGCACCAUAUGUGUUCUGUGGCGGCGAAAAAGUACUUGAACAACUGGGCUUGAAUGAGAAUCAUGUUCACAGUGUGAUGAUGCACAGAGACAUUGUUCCCAGAGCCUUCUCCUGCAACUAUCCCAACCAUGUUGCCACAGUUCUCAAACGUUUGAAUGCUACAUUCAGGUCCCAUCCUUGCCUCAACAAGAAUAAACUGUUAUACUCUCCAAUGGGAAAAACCUUCAUUCUCCAACCAGAUGAGAAGCUAUCACCUCCUCAUCCAUUACUCCCAACCGGCAGUGCCUUGUAUACAUUAGAAAACAACAAUUGUUCCUCUACCAGGAAAGCUCUAAGGGCCUUUCUGAAUUCCCCUCAUCCGCUCGAAACUCUGAGCGACCCGACAGCGUAUGGUUCUAAUGGUACAAUCCUGAGGGACCAUGAUUCAAGCAAUUAUCUGAGAGCAGUGAAUGAAAUGAUAAGGAAACACCGCAUGAAGCCUCCUCGUGUAAUUAGGAAAUCCAGAAAGCAGAGGAACAUACAGUGGCCAUUGUUAACUUCACAAUCUCCUCAUGCCUGGACCCAAGAAUAUUGUGGUGUAAUGGAAAACACAAGUCCAGUUAGGCAGCUGGAGAUAAUGACUACUGGAGUAUGAACAUAUAUAUAUAGUUUUAAGCAAAUUAAAUUGCUUCAUCCCCCGGCCUGCACAUAUUCUCACAAGUUAUACUCACUUCUAGCUUAGCUUCUAUUAUAUAUAUACUCCCCAAAACUGUAUAUAUAUA
Molecule: messenger RNA, 2314 nt
Organism: Ipomoea triloba (trilobed morning glory)
Lineage: Eukaryota; Viridiplantae; Streptophyta; Magnoliopsida; Solanales; Convolvulaceae
Product: phospholipase A1 PLIP1, chloroplastic
Exons: 5
Coding region: 211-2187 (658 amino acids)
Biological process (GO): lipid metabolic process
Molecular function (GO): glycerophospholipid phospholipase A1 activity
Source: RefSeq, a predicted model, not a curated record